Molecule: messenger RNA, 909 nt
Organism: Ilyonectria robusta
Lineage: Eukaryota; Fungi; Ascomycota; Sordariomycetes; Hypocreales; Nectriaceae
Product: Alpha/Beta hydrolase protein
Exons: 2
Coding region: 1-909 (302 amino acids)
Source: RefSeq, a predicted model, not a curated record
AUGGUUUCCGACACUGUUACGGCGUUCGUCGACCCCUUUGCGCAGCUUUUUGCGCACAGCUUGCGCUCGCCCAUUUUGCGCUAUCCUUCUGAGGAAGGACUAGAGUUCGAGGAAGUCUGGUUCCCGUCUCUUGAUGGCGUGGUCCUUGAAGGCUGGUUUAUUCCCUGCAAGGGUUCAGAUAAACUCAUCAUUGCCAAUCACCCGAUGCCUUGCAAUCGCUACGGCUAUGCUGGCCAUCUACCUGGAUUCACCCUAUUCGGCGGCUUCGAGUGCAGCUUCAUCAAGGAUUACAAGCAUUUGCACGAUUCCGGAUACAACGUACUCUGCUACGAUCUGCGUAACCACGGACGCAGUGGUACCGGAUCAGGCGGAGUUGUCGGCUGUGGCCAACUGGAGUGCCGCGAUGUGGUCGGUUCCAUCUUAUAUGCUCGCUCCCGUCCGGAUACAAAGGGCAUGGCAAUUGGGCUACUCAGCCGUUGCCUUGGAGCCAACUCGACCAUCAUUGCCAUCUCGAGGUAUCCGCAAUAUUUCACUGAUAUCAAAGCCCUUCUCGCCCUGCAGCCAGUGUCAGCCCGAGCUUUCAUUGGUAAAGGAGCUGAGAAUGCUGGUGUUGAUAAAGAGGAGGCAUUGAAGGAAUUUGACACCAACAUCUUCCAUCGCACUGGUUUACAUCUCGACGAAUUAUCCCCCAUCCCACAUGCCAAAGACGUCAAGAUACCCACACUUGUUGCACAGGUACAUCGAGACUUGUCCACAUAUCCCGAAGACGUUCAGGAAAUCUAUGAUAAGCUUGGGGCUAAAGAGAAGGAGUUGUUCUGGAUUGAAGGGACUACUAGGCGGUUUGACGGCUACAAUUACUUUGGCUCUCAUCCAGAGAGAAUGCUUGGUUGGUUCAAGAAGCACUUUUAG